UCCAUUAGUUAUUGCUUAAUGAUUACUUUACCAGUUUCCACCGGUGAUUUCUAUUUUGAAAAAUUCUUCUGGUCAUGUGAUUGGUUACGACGGCUUGUUAUACCAUCAUCUCUGUUACUUGUCGCAAAAAUUAAGGUUCACUUUCAAGAUAUCUCCAUCACCUGAAAAUACAAAUGGAAUUUUGCGGAACGGCACCUGGAAUGGCGUAAUAGGAACUCUCAUGAGAAAUGAAGCAGAUUUAGGCUUAGGACCAUUUGCAAUAUCUCGAGAACGGUACCAAGCUAUCGAGUUUUGCGGAAGAGUUGGAGGAGACUAUACGUGCAUACUAGUGACAUAUCCUGAGGAUAGCGUCUCGUUGACCAGCGCAUUUGAUGUGUUUUCCACAGGGAUAUGGAUAGGAUGGGUCAUUUCUGGUGCUGCGGUUGUUGCAGUUUCUGUCGUUUUAGGUUUCCUAGCAAAGCGUUUAUGGACUAAAGAUCGUAAAAUAGACGCUGGGGCACUUGCUUGGUACUUAUACGGCGCCGUCGUUUCUCAAGGGUGCCACUUUCCGCAAUGCCGAUUAUCACAGAGACUUCUUCUUGCGACGUGGUGUUUUGUGGCUUUUGUCUUUGUCAAUAUCUACAAUUCAACGUUGACUUCCUACUUGUCCGUAACAUUUCAAAGACCGGAAAUUAACAGUUUAAAUGAUUUGGGAAAAAACCCUGUCUAUAAGGCAACCAUUUUAGCGGGUUCCAUACAAGAAAUUGAUUUGCAGAGAAGCAAUGAUGAAGUUGGACAAACCGUUGCCGGCAUGAUCCAGAAAUGUGGUUCGGAUUGUAGAAAAUUCAGCCUUCAAGAAAUGGUCAUACCAGUUGCAGAGAAAGAAAACUACGUUUCCAUCAUACCAUGCAGUACUGCCAUAGGAAACAUGAAAAAUUACAACAAAAAGGGGAAAAAGUGCACUUUAGCUUUUGCGCAAGAAAUCAAAUCUUGGAAGCCCAUGUUUUUUGGUGUACCAAAAUCAAGUCCAUUCAUUGAAGAAAUCAAUCGAGAAUCGCUAUGGUUCAUUGCUAUUGGAAUGCGUGAAUACUGGUACGCCGAACACGAUAAACAACCGGAGAAAUGCAAGCUCCAAUACAACAGCAAAGGCGUUGCAACCAAGAGAUCCAGUAAACGAAUUAAACUGCAGCAAUUUUAUCUGCCAUUCCUCAUUCUUUUCAGUGGCUAUUUAUUAGCUUUUAUCCAAUUUUGCCGUGAAAAAUGUUUCUAUCGUCCAACUGCUUAGAAUCCCUUCUUCGGGUCGUAGUGAAGAAAAAAAAACAACAGGCGAACAGUAAAUGACACAUGUUCCCCAUGCCAAUAUCUGUGACGUCUGCUUAAAAAUCUAAAAUGCCAUGCCAUUCACCUGUAGUUCUGAAAGUGAAAUAGAUUAUUGCAUUUCG
Molecule: messenger RNA, 1421 nt
Organism: Daphnia carinata
Lineage: Eukaryota; Metazoa; Arthropoda; Branchiopoda; Diplostraca; Daphniidae
Product: glutamate receptor ionotropic, delta-1-like
Exons: 8
Coding region: 221-1264 (347 amino acids)
Cellular component (GO): membrane
Molecular function (GO): ligand-gated monoatomic ion channel activity
Source: RefSeq, a predicted model, not a curated record